Folsomia candida is the source of this 1981-nucleotide messenger RNA. It is a transcript of the gene Fntb, whose product is annotated as protein farnesyltransferase subunit beta. Gene Ontology annotation, molecular function: protein farnesyltransferase activity. Gene Ontology annotation, biological process: protein farnesylation. The coding region runs from base 326 to 1648 and encodes 440 amino acids. The transcript is spliced from 10 exons. NCBI's taxonomy places the organism in Eukaryota, Metazoa, Arthropoda, Collembola, Entomobryomorpha, Isotomidae. The record is from RefSeq and is a predicted model, not a curated record. Gene Ontology annotation, cellular component: protein farnesyltransferase complex.
GCCGCACAAAUCUUGAGCUGGAAAUACGAAAAUGUGCCAUACAAAACCACCGAAAAAAAUCACAAAAAUAUUGUUCUUCAUGGUAGACAGUCUACUCGUCAACCUUAAGUCUGACCUUAAGUCUGACGCGUUGUUAUACUCUCCUAUGGUAGACUUAAGAUCUCAGCCUCUCAGGGCAUGGUGACCUUUCUGCCAAAUCAAUUUGUCGUCGCUUAAAUUGUCUGACACGGGUAUUUUGCUUUUUUUGGCGAUGAGAUUUUUUUGAAACGGUAAAUUGAAAGUUGAAAUUGGGGGACACGGUGAACUCGUGAGGAAGAGAUACAAGAUGGACCGGCCAUCGGAAAAUCUGGAUGACGACGACAUGGAGGAAGAAGAGUUUAACCUCUUUGUUGGGACGCGCAGAUCAAUCAGUGCCCUUCGCAUCAGCAGCUCAACGUCUGAUGGGUUCUUUUCGGACACUUUUGAUGAACAAAACGAAGUUGAGAACGGACUUUUGGCAAUUUAUCAAGCAUUCGCAGAGAAACCAGGGAGUUCUAGAUGCAAACAAAUACCAAUUUUAUUGAGGGAAAAACACACCACAUUUCUUCGAAGAGGUUUAAAACGGUUGUCUGACGCAUACGAGGCCCUAGAUGCUAGUCGACCCUGGCUAUGUUACUGGAUUCUGCAUUCUAUGAAUCUACUUUCGAUCAAAGUGUCAAAAGAAGAAGCGUUAAAUAUAAGUCAGUUUUUAAGUACGUGCCAGGACAACCACUAUGGUGGUUUCGGUGGGGGUCCGGGUCAACUUUCUCAUUUAGCUGCUACAUAUGCCGCCAUAAAUGCACUGGUCUCUCUUGACAUUCCUGAAGCACUGUCCAUCGUCGAUAGGCCGUCCCUACUACGGUUUCUUAAGUCGAUGAAAAGAAAAGAUGGUUCUUUUCAAAUGCAUAGAGGAGGAGAAAUAGAUGUUCGAGCAGUUUACUGUGCAGUUGUUGUUGCUAGCCUUACUAAUUUGUGUUCUGAAGAGGAUCUAUUUGUGGGAACAUCAGAAUGGAUUGUUAGAUGUCAAACUUAUGAAGGGGGAUUUGCUGGAUUCAUUGGGGGAGAGGCACAUGGUGGGUACACAUUUUGCGCUGCAGCAGCCCUAGUCCUACUCAAGGGAGAUAACUUAAUGGAUCGCAAUUCCCUCCUCAGAUGGCUUGUUGGACGACAACUUUCAUUGGAAGGAGGUUUUCAGGGUCGAACAAACAAGUUGGUGGAUGGUUGUUACUCAUUUUGGCAAGGAGCUUGUUUCUGUCUGCUGGGUGAAAAUUAUGUUGGACAUAACACAAAAGAAGGGCCCCACUGGUUAUUUGAUCAGUUAUCUCUUCAAGAAUAUAUUUUAAUUUGUUGUCAACAUCCUGCGGGUGGGCUGAUAGAUAAACCUGGAAAACCCAGGGAUUAUUAUCACACUUGCUACACACUUAGCGGUCUAGCAAUAUCCCAACAUGCGCCAGGAUAUUCUAAAGUGUUUUUGGAAAAUAAGCAAAACGAACUCAAACAAAUUAGCCAUGUUUACAACCUCACCAAGGAUGUUGUCGAACAUUCUCGAGCCUAUUUUUAUGGAUCCGACGACGAUUCCUCGUCUGCACAGAUUGCAGAAAUUGUAGAAGUCGAAGCAACAAAAACGUAAGAAAAACUGUCCCUUCUGACAUCCUUCCAAACGUCCAGGGCGACCCGACCUACGUAAUUUGAAAACCUACGAAAAUUGUGAUAUUAUUAAUCCAAUAUCCGAAGGGAACCAGUCAGUUUUACAGAAUUUUAUCAAGUCAUGUUUUCAUCUUAUAAUAACGAGAAGAACUUGAAGCUUUUAUAAUUGUCAUAUAUAUAUGAAUUAAUAUUAUUCCUGUGAUUCAAAACAUAUUAAGUUAUCCUUGUUCUGUUGUAUUAUGGAAAUGCAGAUAACAUCUAUGUCUGAUUACGCAUUAAAAUAAAAGCAAAGAUAUUCCGAUCCAAGUGCAUUAAA